Drosophila arizonae is the source of this 793-nucleotide messenger RNA. Its product is annotated as protein TEX261. Gene Ontology annotation, cellular component: endoplasmic reticulum membrane; Golgi membrane; COPII-coated ER to Golgi transport vesicle. Gene Ontology annotation, molecular function: COPII receptor activity. NCBI's taxonomy places the organism in Eukaryota, Metazoa, Arthropoda, Insecta, Diptera, Drosophilidae. The record is from RefSeq and is a predicted model, not a curated record. Gene Ontology annotation, biological process: endoplasmic reticulum to Golgi vesicle-mediated transport.
AUCGAUGUGUCGAGUCAUUGUUUUGUUUUGGUUCCUGAUAAACUCCUAAAAUUUGAGCAACAUGAGUUUUCUGUUUAUACUUAGUUGGAUUUCAUUAGCUAUACAAAUCACCUUCAUAACACUGUGUAUAGUGGCUGGCCUCUACUAUCUGGCCGAGCUGGCAGAGGAGUAUACAACGCCAGCUCGACGUUGUAUACUAUUUAUGAUUAGUUUCACAAUAUUUGUAUACCUUCUCCUGAUAUGCUUUGAGGACUUUUCAUGGACCAUGAUGCUGUGUGGAUUAGUAGCGCAAGGCUUCCAUUUCAGUAUAAUGAAUAAUUUUCCCUUCAUACAAUUGCUUUCGGUGCCCUUGAUUGGAUCCGUGGCAAUGCUGGUGAUAAAUCAUGUGCUCGCAUUUCAAUAUUUCACUAGCGUCUAUGUACCGUUCACACAGGUACUUGCCUACUUUACCAUCUGCCUGUGGAUGGUUCCCUUCGCUCUGUUCGUCUCGCUCAGCGCCAACGAUAAUGUACUGCCCACCACGGUCAGCGGCAACGACCGGCUCAUGGGCAGCAGCAAUCCGGAUGUGGUCAGCAAUUACUUUUCGCGUAAUAAGAAGGUCGGACUGCUGUCGCUCUUCAACUAUAUUAAGGAGACGUUGCUGCCGGGUCGCAGCAAGAAAUCGUUUUAGCUAGGAAAACUAAAGACUUGAUAAUCAAUUGUGUAAAGGAUAUCGGGCGUAAUCCCUAGUUAUUUAUUUAGUGUACAUGCGCUGUAACAGUUCAGUAGUAUUAAUAUGAAUAUUUUGAAUGGA